Cotesia glomerata is the source of this 2481-nucleotide messenger RNA. RefSeq names its product eukaryotic translation initiation factor 2 subunit 3, Y-linked-like (gene Su(var)3-9). Bases 250 to 2364 code for a protein of 704 amino acids. Gene Ontology annotation, cellular component: eukaryotic translation initiation factor 2 complex; nucleus; cytosol. Gene Ontology annotation, biological process: positive regulation of translational fidelity; formation of translation preinitiation complex. The record is from RefSeq and is a predicted model, not a curated record. NCBI's taxonomy places the organism in Eukaryota, Metazoa, Arthropoda, Insecta, Hymenoptera, Braconidae. The transcript is spliced from 5 exons. Gene Ontology annotation, molecular function: tRNA binding; GTPase activity; histone H3K9 methyltransferase activity.
GAUGGCGCUGAAACCAUCUCGACAAGUUCGGACGCGUCACACCAUAGAUUUCGCAUCCGCUUUGAUAUAUAUGGUUUCUUCUUUUUCUAAAAUUUUGUGGUCUCUAUCUUAGUAGCGUGAACAAGCUCGAAAACCGAAAUAUCUGAAAAACGUAUAAUAAGGACUUUCUUUUCGGCGGAAUAAGAGGCUUAUUUUUCAUCAAUCUUUAAUAUAUAUAUUAUCGGGCCUGGUAUAAAAUAUUGAAAAAUAAUGGGUGGUGAUGAAGGUACUGCUGUUCAAAACAAAAUGCAACAAGAUUUAAAAUUAUUGGAUACGAGCAAGCUAACAGCUUUGUCACCUGAAGUCAUCAGUCGCCAGGCAACAAUUAAUAUUGGUACGAUUGGACAUGUAGCUCACGGAAAAUCAACAAUUGUUAAAGCGAUAUCAGGUGUCCAAACUGUACGUUUCAAGAACGAGCUCGAACGUAACAUCACUAUUAAGCUUGAAGCACGUGCAGCUGAGACGACAACCGGUGAAUUGGCAGAUGUACCUGGGCAAGACGAUACAAGUGACAUGCCGCCAAUAUCUUCCAAACGUACGAGAUCAACAUCACGUACAAGAUCAAGCAUAACACCACCACCACCGGCGCCAAAACGUUCACAUCUUGACAUAAUUGUUUCACCUACUAUUCAAACAAACCAAACAAAUAAUCAACUAAUGAUAGCUAAUCCGUUAACACCAGAACCAACUCCAUCUCCAUCACCAAUAAUUUCGGAAACUAUUGACCCGGUUGCUCAAAAUAUUCAACUUAAACAAUGCCAUGUUUAUCUUGAAGACAUAAGCAAACAAUUAAAUGAGAUUAAUUCUGAUAAAGAAACAUCUAAAUCAAAAAGAAGAACUAGUCGAAGUAGUAAAAGAACAGGAAAGAAAAAAGGCGUGUACGAAGUUGAAAAAAUUUUAGAUAAAAAAAUAAAAGACGAUGAAAUUAUUUAUUAUAUAAAAUGGAAAAAUUGGUCAUCAAACAGUAAUACAUGGGAACCUAUUUCUAAUUUAACUGAUUGUUCUGCGCUAAUUGAAGCUUAUGAAAAAAAUCAAAUUGAUUUACUGAACAAAUUUCGAGAGUUGGAAAAUUUUUAUCCUACUUCUGUUGAUGUCGAGAAUUAUAUGAAGCAAUUAAUUAAGCGUCAUCGCUCGGUUAACAAUAUUAAUUUCAAUAACGACGAAUUAAUUAAUAAUUGUAAAAUAUAUUUUCGAAUUAAAGAUGAUAAUAAUGAGACUAAGACUGGUGAAGCAAAUAGUCUCGAUGAUGCAAGUAAUGUUCAAGAAGCAUCCAAAAAUAAAGCGAACAAUGUGAUUAAUUGUAAAAAUAUUCUGGAUAUUAAGACAAUAACUGAAAAAAUAAAAGCAGCAAUACUAAGCUUGAUGUACAGCACAGCACGACGUGAGCAGUUAGAUUCACUAAAUGAUUGGAAACGUGAAAUAAAUAGUAUAACAAAUGGUAAGCCAAUAAUUGGAAUUGAAAACAAUGUUGAUUUAGAGCUAGCGCCAACGGAUUUUUUUUACAUCGAAGAUUACUUACCUGGAGCAGGUGUUAUUAUACCGGAUGAACCACCAAUUGGAUGUGAAUGUACAUCAUGCAAUGCCAAUAGUGACUGUUGCUUUCAACAAAAUGACAGUUUGUUUCCUUACACAAAUGCUUGUCGUGUUCGUGUACCAGCUGGCACGCCAAUUUACGAAUGUAACAAACGUUGUCGUUGCAACGACCAAUGUCCAAACCGUGUUGUUCAACGUGGUUCACAUUUAAACCUAUGUAUUUUUCGCACAAAUGGACGAGGCUGGGGAGUUAAAACUACAAAGCAUAUUAAAAAAGGGACUUUUAUCACUCAAUACGUCGGAGAAGUUAUAACAAAUGAAGAAGCUGAAAAACGUGGAAAAGAAUAUGACGCUGCUGGGCGCACUUAUUUGUUUGAUCUGGAUUACAACGAGUCUGAGCACUGUCCUUACACAGUUGAUGCUGCUGUUUACGGAAAUAUAUCCCACUUCAUUAACCACUCGUGUGAUCCAAAUGCCGCUGUCUACGGAGUAUGGAUCGAUUGUCUUGAUCCUAACUUACCUAAAUUAGCAUUAUUUGCUACGCGUGAUAUUUUUAAAGAUGAAGAAAUUACAUUCGAUUACAUGCGCGAAGCAAGUGGCAAAGAAACUGAUAGUUCUAAAGACGUUAAUAAUUCUGGAAUUGGAGGAGCAAGUGGUAAUAGUGGAGGUGAUUCUUUAUUGCGACAACGCUUGGAAUUACCCUCCUCGUACAAUAACGAAGAUGAUGAUAAAAUAAAAAACCGUACUAGAUGUCAAUGUGGUGCUAAAUGUUGUAGACAAUAUCUGUUUUAAUUUAAAAUUUAAAAGAAUUUUUGAAAUUCUUUAUUUUUAUUUUCAAUUACUACUUAUUCACAUUGUAUGAUUCAUGUGAAUGCUUUUUAUCAAAUAAAUACUUUUUUACAUUGUUAA